AUGGAGGCAGCCACCUAGCUCAGCGGAGCAGCGUACGACACAGCAGCGUCCUCUGGAUCCCCGAGGCAGCGGCAGCUGCCACUGUCCGCUCCAGCACUCGGCAGCACAGCUACGUCUCCCCGACAGGACGCACCACCCAGGAGCGCCACGGAGCUCUCCCUGCUGAGCCCAAGCCAGGCUCGCAGCUAAUCUCUCCGGUCCCUGACGCUGAGCUCCGCUGGCGCGCAGGAAGGGACUCCGGCACCAGCUGCACUAUCCCGGAUGCCGAACGGCAACUUGGAACAACUUUAAGAUCCGACCAUUCCUCCAGUCCGUGCGGACUCUGAGCAAGUGGGCAAGCGAGAAGAUGCCUCGGCCGGGCCGCAACACGUACAGCGACCAGAAGCCGCCCUACUCCUACAUCUCGCUGACCGCCAUGGCCAUCCAGAGCUCUCCGGAGAAGAUGUUGCCGCUCAGCGAGAUCUACAAGUUCAUCAUGGACCGCUUCCCCUACUACCGGGAGAACACGCAGCGCUGGCAGAACAGCCUGCGCCACAACCUCUCCUUCAACGACUGCUUCAUCAAGAUCCCGCGGCGGCCGGACCAGCCAGGAAAGGGCAGCUUCUGGGCGCUGCAUCCCAGCUGCGGGGACAUGUUCGAGAAUGGCAGCUUUCUGCGGCGCCGCAAGCGCUUCAAGGUGCUGAAGUCUGACCACCUGGCGCCCAGUAAACCAGCGGACGCCGCACAGUACCUCCAGCAGCAGGCUAAGCUGCGGCUCAGCGCGCUGGCCGCCUCUGGCACGCAUCUGCCGCAGAUGCCGGCAGCUGCCUACAACCUGGGCGGUGUGGCACAGCCCUCCGGCUUCAAGCAUCCCUUCGCCAUCGAGAACAUCAUCGCGAGGGAGUACAAGAUGCCUGGGGGACUGGCCUUCUCUGCCAUGCAGCCAGUUCCCGCUGCUUACCCGCUCCCCAACCAGUUGACUACUAUGGGCAGCUCUCUGGGCACAGGCUGGCCACAUGUAUAUGGUUCCGCGGGUAUGAUCGACUCGGCCACUCCCAUCUCCAUGGCGAGUGGCGAUUACAGCGCCUAUGGAGUGCCGCUGAAGCCUCUGUGCCACGCCGCGGGCCAGACACUGCCCGCCAUCCCGGUGCCCAUCAAGCCCACGCCGGCCGCAGUGCCCGCGCUGCCCGCGCUACCCGCGCCCAUCCCCACCCUGCUCUCGAACUCGCCGCCUUCGCUCAGCCCUACUUCCUCGCAGACAGCCACCAGCCAAAGCAGUCCUGCCACCCCUAGCGAGACACUCACCAGCCCGGCCUCCGCCUUGCACUCGGUAGCGGUGCACUGACCCAAGAGAAGCUGGGGCUCCCUCUCGGUCACCUCUACACUACCCCUCUCACCACUUCUCCGGGUCCAGCCCUCUCCAACCUAGAACCGCUAUCCUGACUUGCCCAUUCCACCUUCUUUCUUCAAUCCUCUCUCCUAGGAGAACUUUUGGUUUUGAACCCAGAAGACAAACCAUAAACUUGCCAGAAGGCGCGUGAAAGUUGUCUUCGCCAUUCCAGGGCACCAGAGAACAUAGAGGCUAACCCAAGCCAAGCGGCCCCUCCAGAGUCCCAGCAGUGCCCCAGCAGUGCAUUCCCAUCCAAUAGGCAGGACACCCUGAUUCCCUCCUGCGCGGAGAAAACACAAACAAAAUGAAAAAGCGCGUCUUCUGAGCUUGCAUCGGCGGGGAUGGCGGGGAUGUAGACUCCGCGCAAUUUCAAGACCAGAGACACUGCUCGAGAGUGAAGCCCGCCAAGGUUGCAGCUGCACAGCAAGGGCCCGAUCUUAGCUCCUGAAAAUCUGUGGCCACAGACUCACUAAUCCUCCGACAGGCUCGCCUCCGCCCUUCAGGCCGGGAUGGGCGGAACUCUGCUUCCCCAGGCUGCGGCCCAGCCUCCCGGGCUUCUACGGAAGAUUAUUUUUCUUUCCUUCUGGGUUUUGUUUCUGGCCAGAGGCUCCCUUAGCUGGGAGUGAGGAGAGAGGCUGCUAAACUAGAGGGGACUCUUGUCCUUCACAAAUGCAAAACACAGCUAGAAGUCUCCGUUAUUGUUUACAAAGCGUGCGGUUAAAAAAAAUGUAAACAGUGAACUUGAGCCUCUGCCUGGCUAGGCGGACGAGGGGGCAGAGUCCUCUUUACAAUUACCUGUUGUAAUGUGAAUGUUUACUCUUCUGGCCAGCUUUGGG
Microtus oregoni (creeping vole) is the source of this 2205-nucleotide messenger RNA. RefSeq names its product forkhead box B1 (gene Foxb1). Gene Ontology annotation, molecular function: RNA polymerase II cis-regulatory region sequence-specific DNA binding; DNA-binding transcription factor activity, RNA polymerase II-specific. Lineage: Eukaryota; Metazoa; Chordata; Mammalia; Rodentia; Cricetidae. Gene Ontology annotation, biological process: regulation of transcription by RNA polymerase II; cell differentiation; anatomical structure morphogenesis. The coding region runs from base 347 to 1324 and encodes 325 amino acids. The transcript is spliced from 2 exons. The record is from RefSeq and is a predicted model, not a curated record.